This is a messenger RNA of Xiphophorus couchianus (Monterrey platyfish), 3764 nucleotides long. RefSeq names its product zinc finger protein 330 (gene noazfp). The coding region runs from base 3 to 1091 and encodes 362 amino acids. Gene Ontology annotation, cellular component: nucleus. The transcript has 10 exons. The record is from RefSeq and is a predicted model, not a curated record. Gene Ontology annotation, molecular function: zinc ion binding. Lineage: Eukaryota; Metazoa; Chordata; Actinopteri; Cyprinodontiformes; Poeciliidae.
UAAUGCGCCAAGAGAAACGGAGAAAUGACUGUUGUUCCACUUGCGGAACCCAAAUAACUGCAUUAUGUUUCACCGGACACCUUUUUCAGACGGACUUAACGCUAGCUUCGCUGGGUGAGUUAUUAUUGAUUCCAGAGAUGCCCAAAAAGAAAACCGGAGCCAGGAAAAAGGCGGAGAACCGCAAAGAGCGAGAGAAACAGAUCCGAGCCAACAGGGAGCAUGUGGAAGUGGCCAAACACCCCUGCAACGUGAACAUGGAAUGUGACAAAUGUCAGCGGAAGCAGAAGAACAGGGCAUUCUGCUACUUCUGUAACUCUGUGCAGAAGCUGCCUGUCUGCGCUCAGUGUGGUAAAACUAAGUGCAUGAAGGCUUCAGAUUGUGUUAUCAAGCAUCCAGGGAUCCACAGCACAGGAAUGGCCAUGGUGGGGGCAGUGUGUGACUUCUGUGAAGCCUGGGUCUGCCACGGUAGGAAAUGUCUGAGCACCCACGCCUGCUCUUGUCCUCUGGCCGACGCCGACUGCAUCGAGUGCGAGCGUGGAGUCUGGGAUCACGGAGGUCGGAUUUUCCGCUGUUCCUUCUGUCGGAAUUUUUUAUGUGAGGAUGAUCAAUUUGAGCACCAGGCCAGCUGUCAAAUCCUACAGGCAGAAACCUUUAAAUGUGUUUCCUGUAACAGACUGGGACAACACUCGUGCCUGCGCUGUAAGGCCUGUUACUGUGACGACCAUGCCAAGAGUAAAGUGUUCAAACAGGAGAAAGGCAAGGCUCCACCUUGUCCGAAGUGCGGCCAUGAGACCCAGGAGACUAAAGACCUCAGCAUGUCCACUCGCACCUUGAAGUUCGGUCGGCAGGCCGGCGGCGACGACGACGACGACUAUGAGGGCGCGUCCGGGUACGACGCCUACUGGAAGAACCUGGCAGCUGGAGGAAGCCGACAAGACGACUAUGGCGAUGAUGAUGACGACGGCGAUGAGGAAGAGGAGGAUGACGGGUAUGAGGAGGAUGACGAAGAGGAAGAAGAUGAAGGUGAAGAGGAGGAUGAAACUGCCUCGGAGUCUCUGGCUGAGCUGAAGAUAGAUGGCACUGCAGCCUAAAGUAAGACUGAGGAGUUGAUGGUCAGAGUGGAUUUUAACUGAGUGAAAGUCACAGAGUUUGGCAUAAAUACAGAGCAUUUUGCAUUCAAGCAGCCUAAUGUUCUUGUAAUCUUUGGAAGUAGUUUAUAUGUGUGUGUGUGUUUUUUUUUUUUUUAGCUUUACACAUUUUGUUUUUGUCCAGUUCUGGUACCAAUGUGGUAUGAUGAGGAAGUGGAGGACAAACGGAGAAAAACCAUGAACUGUACCAGAAAGCCAAAGUUUACCCAGGAGUGAGGAAAUAAAUAUCAAAAGGCCAAACUGACUAUUAAAAGCUGCAUUCUGCAGUUUGUUGACUAAGAACUAUGAGAUUCUCACAGUUAGGUAGGGUUUAAUAAAAGAACCAUCUAUUAAAGGAUAUUUACAAAUUAACACAUAUAUAAAUAAAUAUAACAUGAUUUUUCCUUAAAAAUAUAGAAAAGCAAAAAUUAUUUUUACUGCUGCUAAAAUAAUCUACAUUUAACUUGCUGCUGUUUUGCCCAUCUAGCAUAACAGGAGUAUAUUAUUAAAUGAUCAAGUUUGUCUGCAAAAUGUAAUAACAUUUCAAAGGUAGGCAGUAUUUAGCAUCAUGUGGGGGAGGGGCACUAGUAGAUUAUUGUAAACUCCUGUACACAAUGGAUUUCUUUUGCAUUGCAUAAAAAGGACUUUACAAAAGCAUUUCAUUGAAAUUCAGGAGCAGAAUUUAGUUUUAAAAGGCAUAAAGCGGCUUCCUCUGCUUUACUUGUUUCUUCUAGGCUCAACCAUCACACAAGGUGUUGCCGUUUUACUGUUAUGACUUUUCUCGUUAAAACAAGAACAUGUUUUGGUUUUAACAAAAUAUAAAACUUUACUUUUUUUUUAUCUCGUUAAAACGUAAAACUUUAUCGUUUCAGCAAGAAACUGUUCCUGAAACGAACACUUCCGUACUUUCAUGUGUAAAAAUGAUACGAUGGGAAAUCUUUUGUAGUUCUUAAUCUGUGCCAGAUCUCUGAAAGUUAUCCAGACUGAAUGGUUACGUAGUUGUGGAUUUUCUUUAACGCUUGAGUAUUAGCAAACAAAAACAUAACUGCCAUUAUGUAGAAAUGACAAUGGUUCCUCCCAUGAGAUUUUUCUUGUCAAAAAGAGUUGUGGGUCAUGUAUACUGGAUUGAAAUCAGGUGAAAAGCAGUCAAAGUCUAAGGAAAAUCUUUUAAGGGCCCUCAUGAAGCCUGAUUGAACUGUUGAUCAAAACCACUGUUAAAGUUGAGAAAGUCUAACUGUUAGAAAGCAUAAAACAACAUAAGAAAUUACUCUAAACUGGUUCUCUAUUUUAAGCUCCUUAUUCAUUCCAGUACUCUCUGGUGACUUUUAGGAAUGUUGUGAACUAUUUUAAACUUCACCCUUCUGCACAGAAUUGAAGGAAUAAAGUUUAAUAUGAAUCUAAAUCAAUAAAAUUGUUACUGAACAUUCUUUAUUUUAAUUCAUUCUCUGAAAUGCUUGGUUUCUAACAGGGUUGGGACUUUAAUUUUAAUGACUAAAUUAUAUAAAUUUAACUCAUUUAAUUGGAUAUUUUUUAACAUACAAAGCUCCUGGGUGGAACCUUUGUAUUUGCGUGUUUCUGGAACACCUGUACAUCUGACGCACAAGUGAUAGCUAAAAAUCGUGAUGGACGACAAAACCGCCGGUUUGGUCCACUGGGAAUAAAUUUUUGCUAAAAACAUUCUGAUGGGAAUAAACUAUUGAGCUAAAAGGUGUUGGACUAUCAGCGAAGCUAUUCAAGCCUAAAACAGCAUCUCAAUGCCAAACAGACAUCCCCAAUGCUAAUGUCAUUUUUUCCAAAGCAGGGGUCCCAGAAACACUUAAAAGCUAAAUGGUUGUAUACAAUAGGUUUAUGAAUUGAGUAUCUUGCUUAAGUUGCUUUUUAUUUAAAAUGUGAUUAAUUGUAAUUAAUUACAGCCCCUGCAAUUCACUGGCAAAAAAUUUUAUUUGAGUCCCACCUCUAUUUUUUAAUAGUUGGAGCUCCACUAGUAAAAUUAUAUGAAUAUAUGAAUUCAAAAUCUCUUGCUGUACUGAGAACCUUGUAGAGAGAUCAGUGGGAAGAUCUCAUGAAGAAUGUUUCCACUAUUGUGUCCAAGGUUUUUGGUAUGGCAUGUGUGGGAGUUUGAUUUCAUCAUGUCUGUUUGUUAUUUUUGUUCAUUAGUAAAAUCCCAUAACAAGAGUUCACUUGUUUUUCCGUCAUUUUAUAGCUAGCUGGAUUGUCCCUACUACAAGGCCAGAUGAAUGUGUCACCCUUCAUGUCUACUAUAACAGAGAACGCAACAUGAGCCUGACGUGCAGCAGGGCUACUUCAGUUCAUUCAGUUCUUUUUGAAACAGCUUAAGGAACUCAUACAGUUGAGCUUACAAAUUUUUUCCCCCACUUAAUUACUUUAAGAUGUGUUUUUAUGAUCUGACUGGCCAGAAGAUUGUGAACUAUUUUUAUGUGUUUUUGUGGCUUUUCUCAUAAGGAUGGAAUUUUUCCUUCAACGUCUCCAUGACCUUUUCCAAUUUAGACAGGAUACACAUGCAGGAUGAUAGUAAUCAGCGGUUUGACUACUCUAAGGGAUGGAGAAGGGCAAUGUUUUUCUUGAAUUAAUUAAGAUUACCUGAAUAAACAAAAUAAAAAAAACACAUUUUCUUCU